Molecule: messenger RNA, 3471 nt
Organism: Nasonia vitripennis (jewel wasp)
Lineage: Eukaryota; Metazoa; Arthropoda; Insecta; Hymenoptera; Pteromalidae
Product: trichohyalin
Exons: 19
Coding region: 274-3378 (1034 amino acids)
Molecular function (GO): protein binding
Source: RefSeq, a predicted model, not a curated record
UAGGCUGCUCCGGCAGCAGCAGCAGCAGCAGCAGCAGCAGCAGCAUCAUCGAGUCGUCGUUGCGGCAGUUCUUCUGGCGAGAUCGAUCGGACAAGUGAGCAAGCGAGCGAGAGGAGGAGCAGGUAGCCGCAGAGUCGUGGGCGCAAGCUCGCAAAAGUGUUUUUUCGCAGCGCGAGCAGCAGCUGCAGCCCGACGAGCGAGAGGGCUCCGGGGCCCGAGCAACAGCUGCUGCAGAAUCGUCGCCAGGAGGAGGAGGAGGAGGAGGUGGGCGCGAUGCCGGAGGCCUCGAGCUCGGGCGGCAUGCUCGACGACCCGGACAACUCGACCUUCGAGAACAAGAGCGGCCUGGCCGAGGACAUGAAGUUCCUCGCCCGGAUGCCCGAGCUCUGCGACGUCACCUUCCUCGUCGGGGACACGCGCGAGCCGGUCUGCGCGGUCAAGGCUGUCCUAGCCGCCAGGAGCAAGGUCUUCCACAAGAUGCUGUACCAGGCGCCGAGUCCGCAGCGCAAGAAGGAGCCGCCCAAGGAGAACAAGCUCAAGAUUUUCCUCAAGCGCAGCUCCGAGCCCAUCCUCAACCUGCAGAACGCCGCGCAACAGCGGUCAGGGUUCACGCAGCAGCUGGCUCCCAUUCAAGAGCCGCAGUCCCACCAGCACCACACUCUCAUCAUCGAGGAAUUCGAGCCGGACGUGUUCCGCCAGCUGAUCGAGUACAUCCACACGGGAUGCGUCACCCUUCAGCCUCGCACUCUGCUGGGAGUGAUGAACGCCGCGGACUACUACGGGCUGGACGAGCUGCGGCGUGCCUGCGCUGGAUUCGUCCAGUGCUGCAUCACCGUAGACACGGUCUGCGCGUUGCUGGCCUCGGCUGAGCGGUACAUCCAGUACAAGUGCACCAAGUCGCUCGUGCAGAAGGUUUUGGAGUUCGUCGACGAGCACGGCAACGAGGUGCUGAAUCUGGGCUCCUUCACGCUCCUGCCUCAGCACGUGGUGCGCCUGAUCCUGGCGAGGGACGAGCUGCGCGCCGACGAGUUCACCAAGUUCCAGGCCGCGCUGAUGUGGAGCAAAAAGUGCUGCGACACCAACGCCAACGUGAACCUUAAGGACGUGAUCGCAAACUUCCUCGAGUACAUCCAGUUCCACAAGAUCCCGGCUAACGUGCUGAUGCACGAGGUCCACCCCCUGGGACUGGUGCCCAACACCAUAAUCGUCAACGCUCUGGCCUAUCAGGCAGACCCAACCAGUGUCGACCCCGGGCAGCUCUCCCCCCACCGAGUGAGGCGUCAAGGUCGCAGCAUGUCGGUCCAGUCGUCGCUGGACCCCUACGGCAGCAACAUGACCCUCAACUCGCUGGGCAGCGACGCCGGCUCCGGGAGCGAUCACCGUCAGCACUCGGGCAGCAACUGCAGCGGCCAGCAGUCCUACCGGCCUCACUCGCACCACGCGUCCUCCGGCUCGGGCGCCGAGUCGAUCAGCAUCGAGGAGGAGCCCCGGGAGCUCGAGCAGCAGCAGCAACAGCACCAGACCCGUCGCAGGCGUCACCGCCAGCAGAAGCGCCAGAUACUCGUCCAGGCGGACGUCGAGGUCGUCACCUCGCCGCCCAGUCCCGUGGCUCCUCCCGCCGUUCCCGUCGUCGCCGGCGAGCUCGCCCAGCAACAGCAGCAGCAGACUCAGCCUGGUACCGAGCAGCAAUCGGCUGCCGGUCAGAGCGGACUCUACAUCCGGAUGGUGCUCAGGCAGGAGGGACGACUCGCUAACCUCGUCUGGCUCUACAAGACGCACAAUCGUCCCGAAACUCGAACGACCUACUUCCUCAAACCUGGACAGACCCUCCAGAACACGAAAGUCUCCGAAAGAUCUCUGGCCUUGAUACUCCCGCAAAGUUCGUUCGAGCGUUUCACCGAUUACGCCAAGGAAAAUGAAAGAGUCGCACUGCUCGCGGAACGCGAGGCCAAGAGACUGGCUGCCCUCAAAGAGGCUACUUACAACAUGUCAAAAUCGUGGGAGGGCACAGCCAAGAACAUACAGAAACGCCGCAGGGAAGAGCUUCUCUCUCGGAAAAAGAACGAGGAAGCUGACAGGCUGAAGUUUAUGAAGGAGCUAGCCGCGAAAAACGCGGAGGAACGCGCGGAAAUCCUAAGACAGGCCGAAGAGCUGAUCCUCUACAGGAAGCCCCAGUGCAGGAUAAUAAAUCAAGCUCUGCUGACCGCCGAGUGCUUGCGAGAGUUGGAGGAACAGGUGAAGUUUCAACACUCCCUCAAAGACGUGAAUAAAAAGCUCAGCGAGGAGCAAGCUCGCUGGGUCAUGGAGGACGUCGCGAAGUUUCGCGAGGAGGAGAAGAAAAAGCACCAUGAGAGACUGAACAAGAUUAGAGUGAACAAGGAAAACCUCGAGAAACAGAUGGAGCAAAAUAAACAAGAUUUAAAGAGGAUCGAAGAAUCCAUCAGGAAAGCAGAGACGGAAGAUUUGCAGAACAUGUCGAAGGAAAUAGACGAGAUAAAGCAGAACGAGUUGCAGGAGGCGCUGAGAAAGAAGGAGACCCUGAGAAAAAUGUUCCUCGAGAACAUCGAAGAAAGAAGGCAGGCCGAACUGAAGGCUCGGCAAGACAACGAGUUUCAGGAAAAAAGCCUGAAAAUCUAUCGCGAAUUCAAGCACGAAAUGGAGAAGACGGCCAAGCAAAAAGCGAAAAUCGCGAAGGAGGAAAGAGCCCGCAAAAUAGAGCAACUAGCGAAAAAGAUCGCCGUGACACUGCAGAAGAAAGACCGGAUAGUAGAGAAACAGGAGAGGAAAAAAGCCGAGUCGGACAAGCAGCUGGAGGAGCAGCGCGAGCGGGAGGAACUGGAGAGUAAGAGGAAGAAGGAAAAAGCUCGCCAGGAGCUUGAACAGCAGUUGAGGAGCAUCGAGGAGGAGCAGGCGACGCGAAAGAAGGAGGAGGCCGAGAUGAGGCUUUGGGAGAUGCUGCAGAGGUACAAGAGGGACGAGUUCAAUAAGGAGUGGAACCGGCAACACGAGGAGGAGGAGAAGAAGAGGCGCUUGGAGUACGGGAAGAUGCUCAAGAAGCAGAUGGCGCAAAGAGACGCCGCGAGUCGGAGGGAGAAGCUCGAGGCUGACGAUUCCGUGGAGGUAAAGGAGAUGAUCAACAAGGUCAACGAGAGGGUCUUGGCUUACGGCGAGCAGGUUCUGCAGGAGUCGAGAGGUGUUCGGCCGACAUUUCCCAUUGAGAAGGCCAUCGAGAAAUUCAAGAGAGAGGUGGGUCUGGUACCGCGGUUCAAGAAACGCGACCCCAACGUCGAGGUUUCGACGAUUUCAAAGAAAAGACGCCAACGUCGAGCGAUUUGCCCGAAGCCAGUCGACGAGGCGAAUGCUCUUUGUCUUGGCUAAAUCAAGAAAAAAAGUUGAACGUAACGCUUGUAUACAUAUCCAUAAAUUUUACAAUAAACACUUCCACAAAGUAUCCCAAAGCCGUAUGCGAAA